AUGGGCGCCUUAACCGACAACCGCAAGCGCUGUUUCGUGGAUCUCCGUGGCCCCUUGUCGUCCUCCGCCUCUCCUGUCCGCCUCCACUGCGAGCCUUCCCAGGAAGCUCCCCUGAAGAAAUACAAGGUCGCGGAUCCCCAGCGUUUGAACCCAGAAAGGUUGCCGCCGCCGCCGCCGUCCUCUUGGCCGCGGGCGCUGCAGGAGGAGGCUCCGGCGCAGCCCCGGGUCCAAAGAGUACCCCCUCUCGCCCCUCUUCGCCGGCCCGUGCACGGUCCUCAGAGGAUUGCGAGGGUUUUCAAUCGCGGGUCAUCGAUCGGUUCCGGCGGUAGGUUCACGCCUGAGUCGUUCCUCAGGAGGGAGAAGAAAUCCGGGAUGGGAAACGUGCCCUCGUGGUUCGCGAAGAGGACCGCACCGCUUUUGGAACUGUUGUGGAGUUCCCAUAGGAAGGUGGACUCAUCGGCUAAGGGUGACGACGAAGGUGAUUUCAAGAUUGAGAGUCUUGAAGGGUUAGAUUUGGUUGAGUAUAAGCAGCUGGUGAAAAAUGCACAGGAUGAUCGUUCUAAGGCAACUCCGGAUUGGAACUCGAGUGAAACGAAAUCAGUGAAGAUUGCGUUGCCUCAAUCAGUCUUGUCGGGUCUCUCAGACUUGGCAAUCCUUGGCGAGAAAGUUGAGUCAACAAAGUUGUCUAUUUUGAAUAGGAAGUUGGAAAAUGCUACGAGGUUGCUGAAGAUCGAACCCACUCCUCUGAAAGAGGUUAUUGUCGAGGCGACAAGGACUCCGAUAUACAAGGAUCUGCUGAAGAGCGCAAGGAAGCGAGAUUCUAUACUAAGCAGCAUAGACUUUGAAGUCAAAUUAACCGAGAAGAAAGUCUUGGAGUUCCAUAAAGUGCCAGAUGCCAAACAGGAGAAGGUGACCUUUUUUCUUUCAUUUAUUUCUUCUACUGUGUGCAUAUAUAUUAUUGACUUUGUUAAGGAAAAUCCAAUUUGAUCCCUUUGGUGAUUUCGGAAAGUAGUUAUCAAGAUCCAAAGUAUGAAGCUGCACUUCAUUUUUUUCGGAAGUAUGUGUUGGGAAUGAAUUCUUAAUGUCAAUACCGUUUAACAGAUGAUUGAUCAUGCAUUGCAGAUGUUUAUCAGCCAAUGAUUUUUUUAACAGUGCAUCUUAUGAAAGCAAUUUUUGAAGUUAAUUUUCUCGAAAAUAGACAUGUUUGCAACUUCAAUUCAAUCAAAUCCUUAGAAAAUUCUAUCAUAGGUUUCCUACAGUAGGUUGUCCUCUUAUUACCAGAGCUCAGUUGAGUCCCUGUAAGAUCACGAGGUCUUCAAAAACACCGGGAAAACAAUUCAACGUCAAUGAUUCUAAUAUCUGGUGCAGUGCGUUUCAGUUUUUGGAUCUAUCGUUCAAACAAUGCUCACUGGCAAAACAUGAAUGCACACAGGACUGGUUCCGGAUGUCGAUUGUUUGGGAAUUUAUUGGUUUUAAAAAAGAGUACCUGAAAUCUUGGAUGAACGUGCACUCAUGCAUCAUAGAUUCCGAUGCUCACGUUUAUUUCUCACUUGUAUCCUUGCCUUUGCUCGUCAAGAUAUAUGCCUUGUAUAUAAGGUUUUACCUUUUAUUUCUCUUUGUUUAGUUCUCCUGACAUUGUUUAUUUUUACCUCUAUGUUGUGAUGAGGAAGUGUUUUUUUUUUUCCUGCGAGGGGAUGUCACAAUUAACCUUGUUUAUUUUUCGUUUCAGUUCCUAUGUUUUUCUUUCAGUAGUGGAUUCGCUGCAGUUUUCUAACGUUAUCCACCUGCUUCAAACUCGACAUCUGGCAUUCAAACAUAUUAGUACAGAACGAUAGACGUUGGGGUGGGAUUGUGGCUCUGUCGCUAUCUGAAUCAUGCCUAUUCUUUUUUUGGCUCACCAUCAGGACUCUUUCUUAUGAGUUUCAUAUGUGCCCACAUCACACGUUGUGUUAUUUUAAUAGUAUCUGACUUUAUAUUUAUUUCUAUUUUUUGAUCAGAGAGUUGUUGAAAAAUUCUUCUCUGAAAAAAUGAAGUUGACAAAGGCAAAUGUAUCCUGGAUAAUGAGAAAUUUAUCGAGUUUCUUAAAAAAUAAUUUCUCAGUCUGUGUUCUACGGGAUGGGGGAAGUUUUAUCCUACACAUUCUCAUUGGCACAAAUGUCUGUAAGAAGACAUUUGGGGGGGCAGAACUUAGUAUGCAAAUUCAGCUACUCUCCACGUUUGUGAAAAAAAGUAUUUAUUUCAUCUACUUGAAUGGGAGGUUAUGUAGUCGUCAGAUGCCGAAAUUCUUUUUCAUUUUCUCUUCUCUACUAGCAAGAAAUCGAGCACACAUUAUGUGCCAAUAUUUGCUCUUCUUUCUCGAAUCAUGUCUAGUCUUUGUGCGAAAAUUUAUGAUGCUUAGGCAACUGUCGUUGAAUGCAUAUACUUUUCAAUAAUUUAAUGGUGCUUUUCACGAGUCUAAGUCCGACUUCAGAUACAAUCAUGGUCGACCAUAAAUUUCAUAUUAUUCAAGAAGCCAUGCUUUUGGUAUUGAAAUUAUAGCUAAAAAUAUUUACUGUAUCAUGUGGUGUCCAGAAGCAACAAAUUUUUCCUUGAAUCACCACACUUGCUAUAAACUCUUUCCUUACAUUUUAGGACAUGACUCAGUUUUUUCAAAAUAUUUUCAGGAUCUUUCUGGUCCCUUUGCUCCUCUCACAGAUGAGGAAGAGAGUGCUGUCAGUCUCGCUUUACAGGAUACGAAUAAGUACGACUUCAAUUUGUGCACUAUUCAUUAUAAGAUGACCGAACACUUGAUAGUUACAAAAAUGGUUUUCUCUAAACAGAUCUGGAUCACGCAGGCGUGAGGUACUGGUCCUCCAUGAGAGUUCUAAUAUUGAGAUCACUAGAGAAGUCAUUCAAUGCUUAAGACAAGGCGCUUGGUUGAAUGAUGAGGUGAUUACUCUAAUUCUUACAUAUGUAUGUUUAUAGGCUUUAGUACUAUGCUACUGAUGUUUUUGUAAAGCUAGUUGCAUAUUUAUGGACUAUAUUUAUACCCACAUUUCUGUGGCAGGUCAUAAAUCUGUACUUUGAAUUAUUGAAGGAAAGAGAAAGGAGGGAGCCAAAUAAAUUUUUGAAAUGCCAUUUCUUCAACACGUUUUUCUAUAAAAAGGUAAGCAAGAUGUGCGUCGUGUGCUGCUGGUCCGUUAUUUUCGCAUUGGCCAUUUUGACAUAGUGUAAACCCAUAGCAAGACCUGACAUGUGUAUGGAGCUCUGAUCAUACUCAUACAAUUGGUACUGUUGACUUGAAUAUCCCUCUCAUGAUUGUCCCGAUUUAUUUGUUACAAAAGAAAAAUCAUCUGCGAUGCAUGUUAAUUUGGGAUUCAGAUGCCCAUUUCAUGAUGAUGAAUUCACUCUGUGUGAUGAGAGUUAUGGAUCGGUGGUUAUGGCUUGAAGAGAGUCAGUUACAUUUUUCGGUGGCAAUGGAAUCGAAUUAGUUUCCCUGCUCUCUUUGUCAUCGUAAUGUUCUUGUUGGGCUGUGGCCAACUCAAUUAAUACCAUUAAAUUGAGUCUACGUUUUACUUUGAAGCCAUUUUCUCUAGUGUCAUUGGGACCGGGAACCUCAUCAAAAGUUCAAUGAUUCAUGUUUCUAGCUUGUUUCCAAUUCCUGCCCGUUUUCAAGAAUACUUUGUAAAAUGAGGAAAAAAGUGUCUUCUGUAGGCUCUUUAUUGUCUCUCACUGAAGGAUAGGCUGUCCUAGAUGAAAAUCCUUUGAAACAUGAGAAUGAUACUUUUGCGAAUCUCAAGUUGACAUUUUCCAAGAUUUCAAACAUGGGAACAUGUUUUGAAAUUGAUUUUGAAAGGUGCAUCGUUUUUGAGAUGAUGUUAAGAUGCUUUACUUUGUGAAGAAGGUUUUUGGUUUUCGUCUUAUUGAUUAGAAAAAAACUUAGUUCCGAGGUGGUUCUUGCAUACCAUAUCCGUAUAGACUUUUCAUCAUCAUUAACUGAAGUAAAAACGGUAUAUGCUUGCUUGGACGACUAAAUCAUGGGGUCCCGUGAAGAUGUAAGAUGAUAGCUGCUACUCUUAAUCCAUAAAAGGGGGACUCCCUCUUCUCUUCCUUUGAUUUAUAGAAGGUGCUCUAUCCGUGUGAUUGGGACAGAUUGCGAUUUCAAAAGAUCUGUAUGGGUUAGCUCACCAGAGGAUGAAAUUUUGGCUUUCGUCCUAGACUUUGUACUUUCAGAUCUGACAUGUUUUAUGUUGGUGGAGUCUGAAGACAGAUGUGAUGAUUUUUAUUUUUUUAAAGAUGAGUUAGGCAUGCCUGAUCAACCUGAUUGACGACCAGCGUGCCUGAUCAAUCUGAUUUUUGAAGAACUUGCCAAAAUCUUUCAAGUCCCAUGCAUACAUUAAAUAGGACUUUUUAGAUGAGCCCGCGGGAAAGAUGUGUAAUUCGGAGUUUCUCAUGUCUGGAUGGGAUUGGAUAUGUUAUGUUUUGGGGCAAAGGUCGUGUUGUGCUAUUACCAAAGCAGUUCAGUAGGGCUCCAUGAAAAAGGGGAAUGGAAAUUGAUAGCUUUCUGGAGUGCACCAAGAAUCAGCCAGAGGUAUUGGGAAUUAAGGAUCGAAGAUGGCGAAUGCUCAACGUCAGAAUUUACUGCAGUUUGUUGAAUGUAAACAGGACAUACAUAGAUAUUUUAUAUAGAUAGAUAGAUAGAUAGAUAUGUCGAUCAUUCAUGUUUGCAAGUUGCCUAACGAACGUGACUGUAUUCCGAAUCAACUGGUCUUCUCCAGUUCGUUGGGAUGACUUCGAUGAAUCUUCUUCAAGUGUUCGUCUGCCUGUUUGCGGCUCUUUUGGUAAUCUCUUCUUUGUUCCUCAUUGUUAUUCACUGAUGGUUCUAUCUUCAUUUCGGGGAGUAUUUUGAUGAUGGAUAAGGCAGGUUAAGAGCUUUCCAAAUAGGGGCUCUCUGAACCUUACUCGUUUUGGAACUAGGGAUAGUAAUUUACAUCUGAACGCUCGAAAUAUCAUCUCAGAUUUCUACUUUUUCUGCGACAUGUUAUUCAUAGUUUAAUCCAUGGAUGCUAGAUUUAUAUGAACAGUCCCUCUCUCGGAUCCAAUGCCUCGCGUUGAAGGAUUUGCCCCACUCAGAACAUUCUGAUGUGUGAUCCAUCUCUCACAUCUUAACCUGUUCUGAAUGCCAUUCUCAUCGUGAUAGGGCCUCCCACUUUUCAUCUGCUCAGUAAAAUCUGGGAGAAGGGUUAGAAUUGCCAUCCUUGGUGGGGUGUUUUUCCAUGUACCAUAGAAUCUGAUUCCGCUGAUAUGCUCCGUUUUAUGAAUAUUUUUGGUAAUAAUGAUGCAGACUUAGACCCACUAAAUAAUCAGUCGGCAUGUAUCAUACUUCUCUCUCUCUCUCUCUCUCUCUCUCUCUCUCUCUCUCUCCACAUAAUUUCUUCUAGUCAUAUUCUCCCUGAAUCACUUUCUGACUGCAUAUGAUUAAGAGCUGAACCCACUAAAUACUCAGCCGUUGUAUGAAUAUUUUUGGUAAUAAUGAUACAGACUUAGACCCACUAAAUAAUCAAUCGGCAUGUAUUACACUUCUCUCUCUCUCUCUCUCUCUCUCUCUCUCUCUAUCUCCACAUAAUUUCUUCUAGUCAUAUUUCUCCCUGAAUCGCCAUCUGACUGCAUGUCAUUAAGAUCUGAGCCAUGGGCGGUUGACUUUUCUUCACAGCUUACUGGUGGGGGGGACGUCUACGAUUUUAAAGCUGUCAGAAGAUGGACGUCGCAAAGAAAGCUAGGGUACGGGCUCAUUGAGUGCGACAAAGUAAAGUUGCAACGGCACCUUCUGGCUUCCCUCACUUGUUCCACCAUGCCGGCUUCUGAUCCUCUGCUUCCUUAUUCUCUUUCUUCUUCAGAUUUUCGUUCCCAUCCACAAGGAAAUUCACUGGUGCAUGGCCGUGAUCGACAUGAAGGACGAGAAGCUCAUCUAUCUCGAUUCCCUUGGGGGCUGGGAUGAUUAUGUUCUGCAAGUUCUGGUAUAGUCAACGCCCCCUUUCUUCUGAUUAAUGUGUGUGAAGUUGAUAGUCAUCUUAUGAUUUAUUCCUUUUAUUAGAAUAGAAAUCAUUCUCUGUGCUUGGUCGGUUUCUAAACGAUCUGCUUGCGUGGGUCAGGCUAGAUAUAUAGUGGACGAGGUGAAGGACAAGACCAACAAGAUCAUUGAUGUCACCUCCUGGAAGCUCGGGGCCGUUGACCAUCUCCCGCUCCAGGAAAAUGGGUAAACCCAAAUUUGUUUGUUUUUUUUCUUUGAAAAAGAAUAUAUAUGUUUGGUGGGUUCCGAGAAUCAUUGAGAAAGAGGCGGCAUUCAGGGUCAACUGCUUUUCACUGGGAAUCAUCCCUCCGAUUCUGCGCAGGUGGGACUGCGGGAUGUUCAUGGUCAAGUACGCCGACUUCUUCAGCCGAGGUUUGACUCUCCAUUUUCAACAGGUGAGCUUCACUCUCUCUCUCUCUCUCUCUCUCUCUCUGGAGUGCGCUGAAGCUACAUCUGGUUCUUUGCUGCUGCAGGACGACAUGGAAUACUUCAGGAGGAGAACCGCCAAGGAGAUACUGAAUCUGAGGGCCGAGUGA
This is a messenger RNA of Spirodela intermedia, 6585 nucleotides long. NCBI's taxonomy places the organism in Eukaryota, Viridiplantae, Streptophyta, Magnoliopsida, Alismatales, Araceae. The record is from the annotation of a GenBank genome assembly.